Molecule: messenger RNA, 2223 nt
Organism: Pochonia chlamydosporia 170
Lineage: Eukaryota; Fungi; Ascomycota; Sordariomycetes; Hypocreales; Clavicipitaceae
Product: polyprenyl synthetase
Exons: 5
Coding region: 1-2223 (740 amino acids)
Biological process (GO): isoprenoid biosynthetic process
Molecular function (GO): prenyltransferase activity
Source: RefSeq, a predicted model, not a curated record
AUGAAUGGUGCAUCGAGUUCCUUUGUGGACAAGACUCACAGCAUCAACCGAUCGGACUUGACGCCCUUGCCGACAGACCCGCGCAUCAAUGACGCGCCUCAGCUUCAAUCCAAAUUGGAAUGGUACUACUUCCAGUCACAUCUUACAAGUACCAUAUCUGAGGAUCCCGACCACACCGUCAUUGUGUGUAUAUUUCGCCAUUCUCCCGAUGAUGCCACGGCUGAUCACACUUGGGCUGUGAUAUACGCAACCCUUGACUGGAGGACACAAAAGUACACCACGUAUUCAAAAGUGCCUCCAAGAGUGCCUGAGUAUGCUGCAAGGGUGAUUGAGGGUAGCCACUCUUUACUCAGUACAACUAUUCAAAACAUGGUCGACGCUGGUCCAAAUAGCGAAGACGGAGCACCUUUCACACCGGAUACGCUCUUCACAAACCCUAUGCAGAUUCGUCAAUCAGCCAAAGGAGAGGGUCCCGCCAUACAGCUUGACUGGGACAACGGUGCUUUCUUGGUAGGUGAGAAUGGCUCCUAUCACCUAAAGGUUCCCGAGAUCGAACUCGACAUUCAAGUUCGCGCGACAAGACCGAUGAUGCUUCACGGUAAUGACGGAGUGACCCACAAAGACGACAAGCAUGCCAUGUUUUACUAUAGUUGGCCACGCACCGAAGCGGUGGGCGAGUAUAAGGGAGACAAAGUGGUUGGCAUGACAUGGGUUGACCACGAGUAUUCCCUGGACAAACAACGGAAACAGCUGAGUUCAGAUUCGCUGCCGCCUGGUUGGAUGUGGUUCUCAUUACUCACCGUCGGCGCCAAGCCCAUGGAGAUUUGUAUCACAAAGGUUUUGCAGCAUGGUGACGUUGCCGAGCAAUACAUCGUGUACAUGGACGAAUCGGGGCAGCGCCGCAGAGAAGAGGACUUCAUACUCACGUCGUGUAAACCAUGGGUCUCUGGCCAGACUUUCCAGAAAUUCGACACGCACUGGCGACUUACGAUCCCGAGCCGCAAUGUCGAUAUACAGAUUGAGUCUGUGACGCAGAACCAAGAGUUCCAAACUUGGAUUCGGUUACCGUCCUUUUACGAGGGCGCAGUUCGUUUCUCUGGCACUUGGGAAGGUGUUCCAAUUAAGGGCUUUGGAGCUAUGGAGCUGGUCAAUGAGUUCAACUCGUCGGACAAGUUCAUGGAACUAACGCUUAACAACGCAUCGUCACUCGUCCGAUCGGAAAUUGAGGCGGUUGUGCCACAGUCGGUCCGUCCGAAUCACUUUGAGCACAUCACCAACAUUCAGUUCGACAGCGUUGAGGAGAAGGUCGUUCAGCAGUCGAUUGUAGAUGCCUUCUACAUGUUGAGCAAUCGGGGAGGCAAGAACUGGCGUCCCAUGCUGUUCGGAGCGGCACUUGGGCUCGUAGGCGGCAACGCGAACGACUGGCGGCCAUUUCUCGUCAUCCCAGAGAUGCUACAUACGGCUUCAUUGAUCAUUGACGAUAUCGAAGACGAAAGCGAGACUCGUCGCGGGGGACCUUGUGUACACAAGGUUAUAGGAGUGCCAACAGCCAUCAAUGCUGGAUGCGCCAUGUAUUUCUGGGGGGAGACCAUAGUCAGGGAUAGUGAGGCUCUUUCAGAAGUACAACGAAGAGACUAUUACGCCACAUACUUCGAGAUGAUGCGGGUUGCACACAUUGGACAGGCACUCGACAUUGCUGGCAUGACCAUGGAGCAGCUACCGACCAUUGAGGAAGCAAACGCCAUGUUAUCUCGUGUCGUCAAUCUGCACCGAUGUAAGAGUGGUAAACCUGCGUCCUGCUGUGGCAUUGCCGGAUCGCGUCUCGGAGGUGGAACUCCUGAACAAACUGAGGCCAUUGGGGCUUAUGUUCAGAACCUAGGUAUCGCCUUUCAGAUCCGUGACGAUGUGCUCGACGUGCUAGGCAAGGUCAAAGGCAAAAAUGCUGCCGACGACCUGUAUAACCACAAAAUCACCUAUCCUGUGGCGAAGCUGUUUACUCUAGAUCAUCCUGACCGGGAGAAGUGGUUCGGGUACUGGGAGGACCGCGACGUUCCAGCUCUAGUUGAGGUGCUCAAGUCCUCGGGGACAAUGGACAUGUGCAACCAGGAAAUAGAGCGCAUGGUGUUGGAGGGAUGGGAUCUUGUAGAUUCUCUGACGCCUAAUUCUUUCAGCAAGGUGUUGUUCCGCAUGUUUGGGAACUUUUUGAUUGAGCAGCACUACUAG